This is a messenger RNA of Solea senegalensis (Senegalese sole), 2627 nucleotides long. It is a transcript of the gene tgfb5, whose product is annotated as transforming growth factor, beta 5. Lineage: Eukaryota; Metazoa; Chordata; Actinopteri; Pleuronectiformes; Soleidae. Gene Ontology annotation, cellular component: extracellular region. Gene Ontology annotation, biological process: regulation of cell population proliferation; transforming growth factor beta receptor signaling pathway; BMP signaling pathway. Bases 1019 to 2284 code for a protein of 421 amino acids. The record is from RefSeq and is a predicted model, not a curated record. Gene Ontology annotation, molecular function: type II transforming growth factor beta receptor binding; cytokine activity; growth factor activity. The transcript has 7 exons.
UCUCACUCACUCACACACACACACACACACACAGGAUCUACAGAAUAAUGGAGUCACGUCACACAGCAGGUCUCAGUGUUUUCAGCAGACAUCGCACUGGAGCUCAUUUAACCUGGAGUUUUACAAAUUACUCUUAAGUUGUGCUCAAAGCCACAGCACAAGGAUUUCUUUCAUGUAGUGUUCUGCGUCAUGUAUUUUUACGUUGUCUGACUUUUUUUUUUUUUUCCGUCAUGUGUUUAUAUGAGGGGGAUUAACAGGCCCAGUAUGAGGUGUCCGAUAUAAAUCAACAGGUUAUGUUUUUUUUCUAGGUUUGGUGCAGGCAGCUUUCUGUUUACCUAUAUAUCGGGGAUGGGAGGAUCUUUUUGGGUUUUUGAAAAGGUUGUGACUUCAUUUUCUGGAGGCGGCCAUGGGCCAGUUCUCUGCUGCACAGAUGGCUCUUUUUGGAAGUGAAAGAACAGGAAACCUGCGGCUUCAUAUGAAGUGAACAGAUCAGGAUUUUGUCUGCAGGGUCUGCGACAUGGGCUGAGCUCCUGUGGACACUCUGUUCUCCUGAAAGCUGUUGAAUGAUCCGAGGAUGGACGACGGAGACGGAUAAGACAUACUUCAAAGAAUCGGACAGACUCGUAUAUCUCCACCUUUACGCGCGCGCGCAACGGAUCAGUGGAUCUGUGAAAUGAGAGAUGAUCUUUCCUAAUAACUGAUUUAAUCACAUUUCCCUUUAAAUGUAUUAGUUUAAAUGUUUGUGAAGAAAACAUGACCGCGCGCAUUAAUGUGUCACAGACGCGUGUGUGAAUUAUGUGAAAAUUUACCUUAGAAAAAGUUUGUUUUGGUCUUUUUGAUGCUAAAUUGAUUUGACCUAAAUAACCUGUCGAAUCUGGAUGUUGGACUUUUCUUCAUAUUUGUAUUUUUUUGUGAUGGAGCCUCGGCUUUAAAUGUUAAAUGACUUUACGCACACGGCUUGGCUUUGAGGCUUGGAGGUUUAUCUAAGUGACCGUCCACGCAGUCUCCUCACCGGACAAUGUGGCUACCCCGCCUCGCGCUGCUGCUGCUGCUCCGGUUCUCCGGUGUGCCGCAGGUGGACGGACUCAACACGUGUCAGUCCAUCAACCUGGACGCGCAGAAGUCCCGGCGCAUCGAGGCCGUGCGCGGCCAGAUCCUCAGCAAACUGCGCAUCCGCAGCCCGCCGGACGAUGACGACGACGACGACCCGGCGUCGAGCCCGGUGCCCCCGGAGGUCAUGCUGCUAUACAACAGCACGCGGGAGCUGCUGAAGGAGCGCGCGCGCCUCGCCGAGUCCGCGUGCGAGCGCGAGAGCAGCGAGGAAGACUACUACGCGAAAGAGGUGCAGAGGAUCGACAUGCUGCCCCCCCGCACCGACACAAAUGCAGUGCAGCCAGUAGCACCCAACCCCCACUACAGAGUCGUCCACUUCGAUGUCAGUGGAGUGGACUUGAACAACAGCACCCUGGUCAUCGCUGAGUUCAGGAUCUUCAGAGCUCCCAACCCGCAGGCCCGGGCCUCAGAGCAGAGAGUGGAGAUCUAUCAGCUGCUGAAGCCUGAUGAAGAGAGCACCUCCACUCAACGGUACAUUGACUCGCGCACUGUUCAGCCCAAGGCCAAGGGAUCCUGGAUCUCUGUGGACGUCACAGAAACCAUUAAGGACUGGUUGUCAGAUCCAGAGAACAAUCUUGGCCUGAAACUGGGCGUCCACUGUCCCUGCUGCACCUUUGUCCCGUCCACCAACAACAUCGUUCCUAACAAGAGUGAGGAGCUGGAGGCCCUGUUUGCAGGUGUGGACGACGAGCAUCUUCGUCAGAUGAGAAAACCAGGUCAGGUUAAAGGUCAGGCGGACUUCAGCAGCAAGACACCGCACCUCAUCCUCACCCUGCUGCCCAGUGACCGAGUCGACAACCCAGCCAAGAAGAACCGCAAGAAGAGGGCAGCUGCCACAGACACCUCAACCUGUACCCGCGGCUCAGACCAGGGCUGCUGCCUGCGCUCGCUCUACAUCGACUUCAGACGUGACCUCAACUGGAAGUGGAUCCAUGAGCCCAAAGGUUAUAAAGCUAACUUCUGUGCUGGCAACUGUCCUUACCUCUGGAGUGCCAACAACCACUACAACAUGAUCCUGCCCCUGUACAACAAGCUGAACCCUGAGGCCUCCGCCUCGCCCUGCUGUGUUCCUCAGGACCUGGAGCCUCUCACCAUCAUGUACUUCAUCGGCCGCACACCACGCGUAGAGCAACUCUCCAACAUGGUCGUCAAAUCCUGCAAGUGUCGUUGAGUUUGGGGGGGUUAAGCGACCUCAGAGGACGAGGUGGUUUGAGCAGAGAGGAGAGGACUAAAACUGCUUUGCUCAGGGGGGGAGGGAAUAAAAGACGAGGACAGACGGAUGGAUGUGUCCAUUAAUCUUCGCUGUUUGAUCGCCUUUAGCCUCUUUUUUUUUUUCUAGUUUUUUUUCUUUAACAUUACUUGACUCAAAUAUCAGGAUUUUUGCUUCCUUUCUUUUCAGGCAUGAACAACAUGUCACAUCAUUUUUCUUUGUUCUCUGGAACUUUCCAUCUGAGAGAUGAGACACUGUAAGUAUGACACAUAGCUGUAUUAAACCUGUACCUGGAUAUUAAAAA